UGGAGGGCUGGAGAGAUGGCUCCGCGGUCAGUGCGCUUGCCUGCAAAGUCAGAGGACCCAGUUCUACAAAGGACAUUUUCUCUAUAUGAAACGCAUUCUCUAAAGGACAUGGAGCAUUACGUUAAUCUGGUGAGAAAUAUUGUACCUGCUCCUUCUGCAAAGAAGCACAAAGGACAAGAUGGGAGAAUAGGCAUCGUCGGGGGCUGUCAAGAGUACACGGGAGCCCCAUACUUUGCAGCUAUCUCAGCUCUCAAAGUGGGUGCAGAUUUGGUCCACGUAUUCUGUGCCAGGGAGGCCGCUCCUGUGAUCAAGUCCUACAGCCCGGAGCUGAUCGUCCACCCGAUCCUUGAUAGCCGUGAUGCUGCUCAGGAGGUGGAGAAGUGGCUCCCUAGACUGCACUCCCUUGUCGUGGGACCCGGCCUAGGUAGAGACGACCUCCUUCUCAACAGUGUCGGGGGUAUUCUGGAAGUGUCCAAGGCCAGGGGUCUCCCUGUCGUCAUUGACGCGGUGCGUCCUUGUUCUGCGCAGGACGGCCUGUGGCUGGUGGCUCAGCAGCCAACCCUCAUCCAAGGGUACCAGAAGGCUGUUCUCACCCCCAACCACAUUGAGUUCAGCAGGCUCUGGGAAGCUGUGAUCAAGGGUCCUAUGGAUACCAAAGAUGACAGCGGAUGUGUACUGAGACUCAGCCAGGCCCUGGGGAAUGUGACCGUGGUCCGGAAAGGAGAGCAGGACCUGAUGUCUGACGGCCAGCAGGUUCUCGUGUGCAACCAGAAAGGCAGUAGCCGCAGGUGCGGCGGGCAAGGAGACCUCUUGUCAGGCUCCCUUGGUGUCAUGGCACACUGGGCGCUCCUUGCUGGACCUGAGAGAACAGACAGCAUCAGCCCACUCCUGGUAGCUGCCUGGGGCGCUUGCACGCUUACCAGGGAGUGCAACCAGCAAGCCUUCCAGAAGCACGGCCGCUCCACCACCACCAGCGACAUGAUCACUGAGGUGGGCGCUGCCUUCAGCAAGCUCUUCGAGACCUGAGCCCGCGGUGAACAGCGAGCACCGCCCACAGGAACCCGCACCCUCCACAGCACGGGCUGCUGCCAGGCUUAGCUUUAGCCUAAACUGGCUGAUGUAAAGCAAGUCUUGUCUUGACUAAAAUACAUUUGAGCUGUACUGAC
Molecule: messenger RNA, 1166 nt
Organism: Jaculus jaculus (lesser Egyptian jerboa)
Lineage: Eukaryota; Metazoa; Chordata; Mammalia; Rodentia; Dipodidae
Gene: Naxd
Product: NAD(P)HX dehydratase
Exons: 10
Coding region: 16-1026 (336 amino acids)
Biological process (GO): metabolite repair
Molecular function (GO): ATP-dependent NAD(P)H-hydrate dehydratase activity
Source: RefSeq, a predicted model, not a curated record